Molecule: messenger RNA, 1253 nt
Organism: Vitrella brassicaformis
Lineage: Eukaryota; Vitrellaceae
Source: the annotation of a GenBank genome assembly
GUGGAUGCAGAUCUCUCUCACAGGCACGCCACGCUGAAGCUCAUUCAGCCGCUGGCCUUUCAUGUGCUGACUGAGUGAUUGUGGCGAUGUCUGAUUCGUUGCCCGACGACCUGUGGCGCCGGCGCAUUCUGCCGUCCCUUCUCGUCCAUGAGGCGGUCUGUGUCCGAGCGACCUGCCGGGCGAAGGCGGCUCUAGUGACGACCGCUGUGCUGCUGAUGGAGCGCAUCGACGGCUCCCUCGCCCGCCGCUCCCUCACCGGCCUCAUCGACAUCGACCGCACCGCCCCUCUCCCAUUCACCUAUGUGCUGCGGGCGGCCUAUGUGCUGGAGCAGGGCAGCAACGAGUGGCCUGGGAUGGGGCGGUUCAUCCGGCUGGCCGCCAUCUAUCGGCUGACGCCUGCCAACGGGCUGCCCCUGGUGCUGUCGGCUCAGUGGCUGACAGCCCACCUUCCCAGCAGGACGGCAUUCCACCAGCUGCCAUUGGCGAUGGCCAUCUAUCGGCUGUUCGGCCACCUGCUCACACACAACACACACAGCCUGGCGCUGCAGCCGGCCGACAACGGACACUAUCGGAUUGGCAACAUGACCUUUCGUGUGGUGCCGUUGGGUGAGCUGCCGGGCGGCCAUCCUUAUGCUGACGGCUACAAGAGGACCGAUCCCGCCAUCCGACGGGGCGGCAACCUCUACCCCUCCUUCUCGGCAGCAUUCCUGCUUGAGAGGCUGCUCGUCAGGUGGUGGGAUGGAGAGGGGGUGGGUCAGAGGCUGGUGCUCACUUCACACAUCGGCCGUGAUGACGCUCGCUAUGGCCGUCUGCUGAGGACUGACUCCAUCACAGAGGAUCUGGGCAUCGUCGCCGACUGGCGUUACGACCGGGGCGAUCUGGAUGCUGCUGGUGCGACUGACUGUCGUCGUGUGGUAGUGAGCGGCUUCAGACCAGGCGAGACCGUCGCUGCCCAUCUGAGGGUGACGCCGGGCUGCAUCCAGCUGUACACUAUGAGCCAUCUGCUGCCAAUAGGUCUGCAUCACUCGCCCACCGCUUUCCCAUCUCGGAGCCCGUGUGGCGCCGUGUGCUGCGGCGGUACAAUCUGGAGAGUGACGUCAUCGACAGGGGGACGGUGAUGUGGUGAGGGUGCUGCUUGGCGAUUGAUGUUGCGUGUGUCGCUGGCCGGGCAGUAUGUGUGUGAGUAGUGGAGGGGGAGGAGGGCCUUUAAAGGAUGGAUGACGGUCACUCUCGCUUGUGUGUGUGUGUGUGUG